This is a messenger RNA of Brassica rapa (field mustard), 3618 nucleotides long. RefSeq lists its product as uncharacterized. The record is from RefSeq and is a predicted model, not a curated record. Lineage: Eukaryota; Viridiplantae; Streptophyta; Magnoliopsida; Brassicales; Brassicaceae.
GAAAAAUACAAAGACUCAAAUCCGAGGGAAAACUUCCGAAUUUGCAUAUUUUACUUGGAUUUCCAAAUCAAUCAAAAUAUAUAAACCAAUAACACCUUGAAUUUUGAAGGAGAUUACAAAACAAAUUUAUAUUUUAUUUUUAUUUUCCGAGUUAUAAAAAAAAAUAACAAGAAGACAUGAAUUUUGCACCACUAGUUUAAUUUUCAAAACCACAUAUAUAUAUAUAUAUAUAUGAUAUAUGUGUGUGUUGUUGACAAAAUAAAUUAAGUAAUUUUUUUUUAAUAGUUAAUAAAUGUAACAUUAGUGUGACUCGGCGUUGGUCGGGGAAUGAUGUUCUACUUAUGAAUAUUAAAUUUUGGGCAAAUAGUUUAGAUUUUCUUAAAAAUGAUAUAUAUGUAAAGUAUAUGAAAUUAUGGUGAUAAAAUUUAUUAAAACGUGUAAUAGUAAAAAUAGUGAUUUAAUUAAAUGACAUUUGUCACUAUAUAUUGGCAUAAAUAAGGAAAUAAUCUUAUGGUAUUAAAUCAAUACUAUACUAAAAGCAACAUAUAAGGCUCUAUGGAGGUGUCCACGUCGGAUGAUAUAUUCAACCAGUCAUAUUACACAAAACGGCCACGUCAUUACGAGGUUACAAUGGUUUGGGUUCGUAUUUUCGGCCCGUUUUAUCUGUUGAUUUUAAUGGUUUGGGCUUCUGUGUAUUAGGCCUGUUUUUCUGUAGGCGAUGGCCCAUGGGUGGUGAUGAGUUACGCGUCAUAUGUCGUAGCCUCUAUUGCGUCGUCACCUUCCUUUCCACUUCUAUCUCUGCCGUUUCUCACCUCUCCAAAUCUGAAUCGACGAGUAACUUCACCACUAGCUUUUGUAAUCAAACCUCUUCACCAUUAACUUCUCUAAUCAAAUCUUGCUUUAACCCAUUUAAUGGAUUCUUUUCGUCUUCUUCUCUGUUUUACUAUUUAUAAAUCUCUUCUCCGAUCUCAUGCCUCCAUCAAAGCUGUUACGAUUCUCUCAAAUACUCAUCCCGAUGGAGCUUACCCGUAACUCUUCAUCCUCCACCAAACGCACGUCCGGCAAGAAGACCGUCGUCUCCUCUGCGUCUGCUAAGCCAAACGGAAAGUCUAUUGUCGUCUCCUCUGCGUCUGCUAAGCCAAACGGAAAGUCUAUUGCUUCCUCUGCGACUGCGAUGACUCCUAGCGCGCAUGCGUCUGUUGGAACGGCCAACCCGAUGAACCCUGAAGCUACUACCGGUCUCUCAUCCGCUCAUCGCGACCAAGUGAUGUUGUUCAGGGAUGUUUUGCUGGGCCCACAGGAAGCCGAGUUGAGGUUCCGGCUGAUUCACUUAUGGGAGGCUCGAAAUCCAAAUACCAAAAUUCUCAUUGGUCAAGAGAUGCUCCUUAUCGACGAAGAGGGAACUGUUAUUCAGGGUUUUGUUCCGGCUGGUCGUGUAGGAACAUUUGAUCUCUCAGCUGGUUCCGUCUAUAAGUUGACCAACUUUUUCGGAUCCAGAAGCAAAAUUCAGUAUCGGGUUGCUGAUCAUAGCGCCACCGUUUCAUUCUCUUGGAAUUCUUCUUUGUCGGUCUUUGAGAAUCCUCCGGUUCUCUUUCCAGUAGAUAGGUUCAGGUUCCACAGCUACGAUGAGUUUAGGGCCAACUGUAACUCCAAGGGUGAUCUUUAUGACUAUGUUGGCCACAUGAAGCUGGUGAAUGGGCAAACUAUCUCUGAACACAUGGUUCUUGACGAAGCUGAUAUAGCAGAGAAACGGCAUCUGUGUGUUCAUGUUCAGACACUUGACGGACCAGUGAUGAAGCUCUAUCUAUGGGACCAGGCUGCAUCCGACUUCUGCCAGAAAUUCAAAUCGUAUGGAGGGACUCCAAGCGUUCUUCUGGUCACCACAGUGAAUCCUAAGCAUCUUGGAGGAACCCUUGCUAUCACUUCUAUGUCGUCAUCUCGAAUGUUCAUGGAUUCCGACGUCCAGCCUAGCAAGGACUAUCUCGAAUGGUUGAAUUCUAACGCAGAAAUUGCUAAUAGUGUUGCUGCUGAGGUUGUCACUAAGCCGGAGGCAGUGACUCUUGAGGAGCUAUUCACCUACAUCAAGCAAGAAACUUCAAAGGUCGCUUGGUUUGAAUGCACGGCAACAAUAGAUGAUGUUGUCCGGGGUUCUCCUUGGUAUUACAUUUCUUGCGGUGGAUGUAAUAGCAAGGCUUUCAAAGGUCAUACCUCUAUGAUUUGCAACAAUAAGAAGUGUUGGAAGACUGAGAUCACAGGCGUUCCUCAGUACCUCACAAAGAUAUCAGUUUAUGAUAAGAGUGAGCAAGCAGUUUUUGUCAUUCUUGGCGAUGCUGGCAAGGAGCUGAGUGGGAAACAUGCUGCAGAAUUGGUUGCUACUUAUUUUGAGUCUAAUGAAGGAGUUGGAGCUGAUCAUUGUGUGCCGAUCCCGCGAGCUUUACUUGACACGAUAGGCCAGACUCGCAAAUUCAUCGUCAAAGUCUCGGAUCACAAUUUCUCAGGCAAGACUCAGACCAUAACUGUAACGAAGAUACUCCCACUGGCAGUUGCUCUUCCAGCAACAUCCGAGGAACCUGGUGCUUCCAGUGGCUUUGGAAACUCUGCGGGUGAUAGGGCUAGAAAAGCAGCUGAGAUUCUUGAGUCAGAUGAGGCCAAGCGGUGCAAGAGUGGCUGAUAUAGCUUCAAGCUCUCCUCCUACGCAGUGAUUGUUUUUGCUGCAGUUCGAGUUAUGUUUUAUGCUUUCUGAAUGACUUUGCGUUUUUUUCAUUUCAACUUUCAGACUUUUGUCUUUUAUGUUUAAGUUCCUUGAAUACAAUUUUCAUUUUAUGGUUUUUACGAUCUCUUAAGCCAAUUUACUUAUCUUAUUUUGAACUUUUUAAUAGUUAGUAAGGAUUAGCUUAGUUUAUAGGUGCUGAGUCGUCUUCUUACUACAUUAAGCACAUCAGUGGCUUCAGAUGCAGAAUCAGGAUUAGUAACAGGAUAUGAGGAAUGGUUAGGGGCGUGGAUCCAUAGGCAUGAAUCUGUAGUCACAGUUUGGAUACUAAUUUUUCAUUUCAGAAUUAAAGAAUCUUUCACAUAGAUUUAUAUAGUCUAAAGCAGACACACAACCCAGACUUAUUUUGUUGCAUCAUAAUUAAGCAUCUAGAUCUCAACAAAAAAAUAAGCUUGUGAUCACAAAACAUGACAAAUAUGAAGUUUAUAUACUGUUGCGCUCACUUAUAUGUCCUAAAUCAAACAAAAGUACAAACCUGCAUUGCAUGCCGAUCUAAUGAAAUUGAAGUACGUCUUACAUAUUUAAAAAAAAAUUAAAUCUUUUUAAUUAGUCAUCCAAAUAUUUAUAUAUAUGGAAUAUUUAUAUACAUGGAGUGAGGGUUACUGAUCUAUUCUUUAAUAAUUAUUAAAAAUUUAACCAUAUUAUUCAAAAAAUUUAAUAUGAUAUAAAUAAAAAAACAACAAUACUUAAACUUUAGUAGUAUAGAACAAUAUACAUGUGGACAAUAUAUGAAUUAAUAUUUUUACGAUCAGAACAUUUUAUUUUUAAAAAUAACUAACUCAAAAUUUUCCAGUGCUAUAUGGAAAAAAUAAAUGAUAUAAUCCAAAAAUUGAAUAAAUACCUUUAAA